Molecule: messenger RNA, 2571 nt
Organism: Fomitopsis serialis
Lineage: Eukaryota; Fungi; Basidiomycota; Agaricomycetes; Polyporales; Fomitopsidaceae
Exons: 6
Coding region: 1-2571 (856 amino acids)
Biological process (GO): proteolysis
Molecular function (GO): cysteine-type peptidase activity
Source: RefSeq, a predicted model, not a curated record
AUGCCAGUGGACUCCAUAGUCCUAGACUCGCGCGUUCGCGCCGUCCGCAACAUUCAGUUCACUGCGCAGGACCUCAAAGUUCUGUUACCUCAUACCCAGCACAAGGUCGGCGGUACAGUCCUCAACGCGUUCGGUGCCUACCUUCAAGACUUCCGAGUCGCAGCAACAGAGGAGAGCAACUACUGCAUCCUCUCUUCUUGGGUCCCUGCUCUUGUCGGCGGGACAGUGAGUGAGGGUCCGUCUUCCGGAUCGUUUGAUACCCACAUGUCCGCUGCUGGAGGUAAGGAUGUAAUACGAGCCAAACAUCGUUGGGCUCUUCCUAUGUGUGGCGGAUCGCCUGCGCACUGGGUUCUCGGCUACGUAGACUUCAGCAUAAGGGAAGCAGGCAUCUACGAUAGCCUACCGCAGGUCCAAUCGAAUCUAUGGGCAAAGCCGCUCCUGCAUGAUGUCCUCAACAAGAUCAUCAAGUAUAUCAAUCGCGACGCCUUCCUCUCUAUUGACGAGACAUGGACCUUCGCUGUGAAGUCACCCCCAGAAUCCAGUCGUCAAUCAGAUGCAUGGUCUUGCGGCAUCUUCACCCUUCUGGCAUUGCAGCAUUUUGCAUCAGUGGAUGACUCGUAUACUACCAAAGAUGACAUAUCAAUCGAAGUAACAAAGACUCACAUUCUCGGCUGUCUCAUGACACUACCUCUACUAGAGCCUGUUGUCGAUGUUGAGCCCCUGGACCAUCUCGGCGACGCGCCUCUGGACUGUCUCGGUGACGCACCUCUGGACCAUCUCGGUGAUGCACCUCCGGACCGGCGUCUCGGCGAUGCACCUCUGGACCAUCUCGGUGACGCACCUCUGGGCCUGUACGACAACAACUCUAGCCACAUGCCAAAGGGUGACCAAAAUCCGAGCACCAUGACGUCUCAGGCGCUUCCAGAGGAAUCCGAGUCGAAUCAUCUCGAGGCCCCGACACUGACUGAGCCUCCUGGCAUCCAUCUUGCUGGCGAGGAGCAUGCUGACACCGAUGGGGUCUUCUGGCUCACGGAGACGGGUCUUGAUAACCGCACAAAGUGGGUACGGAUGAAGCGAUGCACACUGUGUGGCAUGGCCAUUAACCUUGGCAGUGGGGUGAGCCUACAUGCGUAUAAUACCCAUUUCGACAAAGCUCCAUGCCGAGACGCAGUCGCCAAGCAGCGCAAGGAGUCGGGCCUGAAAAAGCAGCGGAAGCUAAUGGACAUGUUCUGUGGACCCUCAAGGGCGACGUCGACAUCCUCUCCGUCACCGCUGGCAACAUCGCCUCCGCUUGCUGCACCGAGCACGGACCCUGCUACUAUGGCUUCCCGCUCAGAGCCGGGCACUGGGUCUCCAGACUCGGAGCCAGCAGACAUGCCUGUACAAGAGAGUCACGCAGAGAUCACGGCGAUGUUCCGUGCUGCGACCAUCUGUCCGGGUAUUCUCCUGGAAUUCCCCAUGCCUUUCGAGCGAACUUAUCCCUUCCACCUCCAUGCAUUCGACAACUUACCAUACACUCUGUCGCACUGGGAUAGACUCGGAGGGCUUCUAAACUCGAACCGUACUCUGGAGCGAAUGCGCGCACGCGCCACUGAGCCUGUACCAACGUCGCUCAAUUGGCGAUAUUACAACUUCAACCAAUUUACCGAGGCGAUGGACCGUAAGAACGAUGAGAAGAAUACACUCAAGCUGCAGAAUCUGAAUCUUGCGAAGCAAUACGAGAGGGCAACUACUCGACUGUCCGAUCACGAACGUUUCAAGGGGAUUCUCGCACAAGGCGAUGUUGAAGGUGCUGAUCGCCUAGUACGUGUUGCUAUGCAGAACCAUAGGAGCAUCUCCGAGAUUGUGGCACGAAUGUCGCGGGCUGCCUGUGGUCUCUAUCAGGCCAAGAGUUUUCAGGACAAGAACUACGAUGUCAUGGCACUAGCGGGGGCUUUGGGUGGCCCAAAACUGCAAUAUGCGAUGGCAGAGGCUCUAGGGUUACCAGCCAUCUCGACAACCAGCUCCCGCUCACGGCUACCUUCGCUGGAGGCAUCCAUCGGGUUCCCGCGGCUAUCUGAAUAUGCACACAACCUACUCGUCCUACACAACGCAGGGUUACUCCAUGGGACCUCGUCGGGCUCCGGCCAAACCCGACGCCGUGGAUGGCAGGCAAUGAUUGACGAAAUUGCUCUUGAAGAACGACCUCGCUAUGACAGCCGACGAGACGCAAUCCUCGGUAUUGCUCGCGAAACAUCACACGAAGUUGACAUUACAACUGUCACACUCGAAACUCUCCACGGUGCUGCAGACGCUCUGAAUGACGGGUCUCUGGCUCUGGCGAAGGAGGCGACCUUUGUAGGUCUCGCGGCAUAUGGUCGCGACGAUUACACUGUACUCCCUGUUAUGAUAUCUGGGACCAACAAGACGGAGCGCGACCAUUCUCAAGCGCGUUGGAUCCAGCUCGCAAUAGAUGCAUGGGAUGCUCCAAUACCCGACUUGAACACCACCUACGAGGAGCAGUACGGGGAGCUCUGGGCUCUUGGAUCCGACGGAGAUGCUACAAGACGAAGGGCUCUGCACUACUACUGA